CCGAUUUUUCUGGGGGCACCAGUGAAGGCAGCAUGGCUCAGGUUGCGGCGUCCACGUUUGUUGUUGUCAGUGAGCCGCGUCGCGCCGGAAGCUACAAGUGGCAAACGCGGAAGUAGCACAUUUAUUUAACGUUGUCCGACUAUAAAUAUGAGUCUUAGACAUGAGGAGACCCCCGAGGCGGCGGCGUCGUGACCGCUGAGCUGAGUCCGGCUGGAACUGCACUUCGAAAGUGCUCCGGUCUUUUCACCCACGACGAGCGGUCGCCGUAGGCCUCGGGCCAUGCCUCGGUCCAGAGUGGCGCCGUGAACCCGCCAAAACGUCACCUCGAGCCCCGCAUGCGAGGGGAGCGCACCGGGGGCUGCAGCAGUUCACCCUCUUGUGUGACAGGGCUGGGUUACAGCCAUGCACCCGCCGUCUCGACAGGGCUAUGUAUCCUUAAGCCUCGCUGGACAAGGGAGUGGUGGCUACAACAACAGUAAGCAGUGGAGGAGGCAGUCCUGCUGGAGGAAAUGGAAGCAGCUGUCCAGGCUGCAGCGGAGCCUCAUUUUCUCCAUCCUCGUCCUGCUGUUCAUUUGUGGACUUGCCACCUAUCCUAUUGUCACUGAACACCUCAGAGGCCUUUCAGAUGAGGAGCAGGAGACAGAAAGCAACAGCGUCCUGAGGCCUGUCGUCCCUCACGUGCUGCCUGAGCCUGUCAGACUGGGACAUCCUGCACUGCCAGAACCACCAUCCCAGCAGAGGAAGUUAUCCAAUAAGAGGGGUCCGCCCGUCCUUCAGAAUCGCUUUCCGAGGAAAGGGAACACUUCGGAAAACACAGCGGUCGAGGACAAGACGGCUGGCGGCAAGAAAGAAAGGGAGGAGGAGGGAGUCAUAAGCUGGCGUGGGGCGGUGAUCGACACUGCACCGGCCACAGAGGGCACCAAGGAUGGGGGAAAGGUUUUACCUGCCAACCAAGAAGCCAAAUCCUCUAACGAGUCAGACUCUGACCGGCCGGAGGCGGUGCGGGAAGCCUUCAGACAUGCAUGGAAGGGCUAUAAAGAUUUUGCUUGGGGCCACGACGAGCUUAGGCCCAUCUCCAGGUCCUACGGCGAGUGGUUUGGCCUGGGUUUGACACUGAUCGAUGCCCUGGAUACCAUGUGGAUCCUGGGGCUUAAAGAAGAAUUUGAGGAAGCAAAGGCGUGGGUGGCCGCAGAGCUGACAUUCAACAAGAAUGUAGACGUCAACCUGUUUGAGAGCACCAUCCGCAUCCUUGGAGGCCUGCUGAGCACCUACCAUCUGACUGGAGACGCCCUGUUCCUGGAUAAAGCUAAGGACAUUGGCUCCAGGCUGAUGCCGGCCUUCAACACCCCGUCCAAGAUCCCGUACUCCGAUGUGAACAUCGGAAAAGGCACGGCCCACCCCCCUCGCUGGACCUCAGACAGCACUGUGGCUGAGGUGACGAGCAUCCAGCUGGAGUUCAGGGAGCUCAGCCGCCUCACCCAGGAGCCGCAGUACGAGGACGCAGUGGCCGAGGUCAUGAAUCAGGUUCACAAGCUGGACGGCAAGCUGGACGGUCUCGUGCCCAUGUUCAUCAACACCAACAGUGGACAAUUCACCCACCAAGGCAUCUACACACUGGGAGCCAGAGCGGACAGCUACUACGAAUACCUGCUGAAGCAGUGGAUCCAGGGGGGCAAGAGGGAGAGCCAGCUCUUGGAUGACUAUCUGCAGGCAAUAGAAGGUGUGAAGAAGAACCUGUUGCAGAAGUCUUCUCCUAAUGGCCUGACCUUCGUUGGAGAAGUCUCCCACGGACAGUUCAGCCCCAAAAUGGACCAUCUAGUGUGUUUCCUGCCGGGAACUUUGGCCCUCGGUGCUCACAAUGGGCUGCCCGCCGAUCACAUGGAUCUGGCCACACAGCUGAUGGAGACCUGCUACCAGAUGUACGUCCAGAUGGAGACGGGCCUCAGUCCGGAGAUCGUCCACUUCAACAUGCACGAGGGCAGCAUCCGAGACAUCGAAGUGAAACUCGCCGACAGACACAACCUCCUCCGACCAGAGACGGUGGAGAGUCUCUUCUACCUUUACAGGUUUACCAAGGACCACAAGUACCAGGAGUGGGGUUGGGAGAUUCUCAAGAACUUUAACAAGUACACCAAGGUUUCCUCUGGUGGCUACACAUCCAUCAAUAACGUGCGUGACCCAGACUACACCAGUCCCCAAGACAAGAUGGAGAGCUUCUUCCUGGGAGAGACCCUGAAGUAUCUGUACCUGCUCUUCGCAGACGACCCCGACCUCAUCAGCCUAGACCGCUUUGUCUUCAACACCGAAGCUCAUCCUCUGCCUAUAUGGCCCUCCACUGACACGCACACAAACUGAGAAGAAUUCAAAUGGGCGGCAUGUAUAUACAUCAUACAUAACAAAAUAUCUCAGGGUUGGUCUAACACCAAGACGGUGGCUUUGUCUCAUCUGUCUCAGUAAGCGAACGCUGCCAAUACGACCCUGAGCACAGAUGGAAAAAGCCUCUUUCCUGAUUGGCCCUAUUGUUUGCUACGCGCCAACAGCCGUAGAAAAAUGACAGGAGUCUGAUUGGCUUAUUUGUUCAGUUUUCGUUGUGUGGAUUUCUACUAGCGACAGAGUGCAUUCUGGAGUAGCGGAGGGACGCUUUUGUUCUCUUUAACACCCAGAUAACAUCAGCACCGGAGAAGAAAUGAAGAUCCUGACUGUCUUAAUCACAUGUCGAGGGCGAGAGGUGGAGCGUCGGGUUGGACCGGCACGGGUGUUUGAAGGGUGAUUUGGGUAUUUUCAGUAUAAGGCUGCUCCUAGCUUGUAUUUUGUUCACAAUUUUCAUUCCAGAGAAAACCUCCAAACACUUUCACGUCUUAAUUUGUACCCCCUGCGUUGUAUUCCAGUUACCAUGGAGACCUUUCUGAAACGGAUCGUGUUCCGUUGUGGCACAAAGCGAGCGUCUGGCGGUCUGACCCCGGUGCUGGGUGUGAAACCAGUCGCUGCCUGCUGGACGAGACCCGGACCGCUCUGCUGACGUGUCAGCACGUGGUCGCGACUCGUCACAAUGUAUGUAGUCAUUAAGUGCUCUCGCGUGAACCAUUCUCAGAUGCUGAAGCUUCUUGAUUAGGGCACGAGCGUACUGUCAGUCUAUUACCUCAAUUUACACCUGGCAUUAAAAUGUGUUUUGGGUGAUUGACAGAUUGUCCAAAUCACCUCCAGAGUUGGCCGAGGACACAUUGUGACCACAUUGAAGACAGGUGUAAAGGACUUGGGUGGAAAUACAAAAUUGCGAGACUGUUCCAAACCAGUGGGGUAGCAGCCGUUAGCCAGUAAACACAGGAGGCAGUCCUCUCCUCAGUCCUCAUGUUAUUCAAGUUCCCUGUGGACGGAGUGAAGACGAAACCAAUCGAGAAAACAAAGAAAGAAAGAAAGAAUACAGCUUCACGAUCGGCUGCCAACUCCUUCCAUUCAUCUACUUCUCUCUUUUUUUGUGAUUUUUGGACCGAAACAAGUGAGAGGAGGAUGUGACGUGAGCUGGACUGAGUGAUCGGGUCUCAGCGUGGACACGGGAGACGUGCACUUAUACCGAAAUCAUAUAUAGAUACGAGACACAUUUUAAUGCCAGGCUUAGAGGGAGUCUGUGCGUUUGCUGUCCCGCGCUGCAUUCAUGUCACACAGGACACGGGGAGGGGGGGGGGUUUUACCGCACGCAAAAUCCCACUCUGUCACUUCAGGUCAAGGAGAGGGCAUUGCUCGGGAAGCAACUGUGAUUGGUGGAUGUCGCUGACCAGUCGUGUGCAAGUAUUCAUGGCUCAACGCAAAGACAGAUAUGCCUACUGAAACUAUUUUUUAUAACCUAGCAACCCAAAAAUGUCCGAACGAUAACCCAUGGAAAAAAACAACAACAGUGACGUCGUUGUAAAUUAUAUUAAAAACCAUUAAAUAGAACCUAUAAAGCCUUUAUAAUAAGCCCAAUAAGACACGUAGGUGCUCAUCAUUUGAAUGGAGCAGCUGGUGGAGAUGGAGCUUCUGCGAUAUACUGCAUUUUAUCAUCUGAUCUCGCUGUUUACAAUGAGUCAUUUACUUCAACAUUGAGGAAGUUCUCUCAUCCAAUCUGGUUCGUUUAGGCCGUUUUGGGUAAUUUCUGCAUUUUUUGGAUCAAUAUUAUGGCACACUGACUUUUUUAGGUAUAUGAAUUUACUAAUGGAUUAGCAAAAAGUACAGUCCUGUUAAUGAAUUUCAUUCGUGAACUGUCUCCUCAGUUUUCUAGAAAUCGUCUGAUUAUUAUAUAACGAAACACAACAACCAACCACAUUGUUGCCUUCAGCCUUGCAGCUCUGUUCUCCCAUAUGACAUGAAUGCAGCAGCAGCAGCAGCAUCCUGCACACGGGACACACGUGAAUUUAUUCCAGCUGUUGUCGGGCGGCAGAUUUACUUACGAACUGUGAAGCUUUUGUUUUCUUUCAGGGCAGCAAGGGGUUUGUAGCUCCGAUGGGUUUUCUCUAUUUCCUUGCAUUUGUGUGUGUGUGUGUGUGUGUGUGUGUGUGUGUGUGUGUGUGUGUGUGUGUGUGUGUGUGUGUGUGUGUGUGUGUGUGUGUGUGUGUGUGUGUGUGUGUGUGUGUGUGUGUGUGUGUGUGUGUGUGUGUGUCCUGAGCAGCUGCUCCUCUCACUGAAUGUUCCAUUUCAUUCUUCUUUUAUUUUCCUUUGUAAGGUUUUUUUGUUGUUGUUUUUUCUGUGAGAGAAAUGAACAAUUAGAUUUUUAAAUAUAAAAUGUAGCUAAUAUAUUGAUUUCUAGUUUAUAUUUAUAGUUGUGAUUGCAGCUGUCUGAAUUCUGGUUGUUGUUGUCGUGGUCGCUUAAGAGCAGCGUUACAGUCCUUCCCGUAAAUACCACUAGUUCACAUCAUAUCUCAAACUUGAAGUUGUUACUAUUAAGAACUUUGACUUUGAAUUGAGACCAAACUCAUUUUGUAUAUCCUGGUUUCCUUUUCCUCACGUGCCUUCAACGUUGCCUCAGGCAACAUUCUAAAGACCAACUGAUAACUGUCUGUCAAUGUGCAUUUUCUAUCCAUCCAAACUAUUUUUACACGUGCAUACGCUGCUGAGCUACUAUGGUGAUUGUGAUUGUGAUCGCUGCAGCUCGUGGGUGUUUUUACACUUGACCGACGAAAAUAGGGAUUGAUUUUUUCCAGCAGUCCCGCAGAGCAAUCAUUAGGUUUACAUGAUGUUAAUCUCUCCCCGUGUGUGUGCGUGCGUGCGUGUGUUUAAACCCUGCCUACGAGGGCUCUGCGUGAUCCCCUCCCCGGAUGCGUCUCGGCAUAAUUCCUGAGCCAAAGACGAGCUGGAGAUAUUAUCAGCCGUGGUGUUUGGUUUUGUGUUUUUUAAACGACUAAAAAGCCAUUUUUCUCCAAAGCCACAUCUUUCAGGAACAACUAACUCUGCAUUUAACAGCUACACCCUCUCUCUCACACACAAACACACAGAUUUCAUCAUUUACAGCCAGACCUGUCAAGUAUCCGAGCCCAGUGCCCCACGAUCGGUCGUCCCCAUCAGAUCAUUUACAGCCGUAUCACGAGAAAAAUCCCAUUAAAGUGUCAUGAAGUACAUGAACAGUUGACUGCGAUGUAAGUUUUACAACAUCACUUAUACAAGAGUUCCAUCUUGGAGCAGCUGGUGUAGUUGGGGCGGGAGGCUCUGAUAGUCAAAAAUAGGAAAGGAUCAUGAAUUUUUAGCUCGUGCGAACAUACACUGCCGUUCUGAAUUACAUGUACGUCACGUGUCGCAUAUUCAGUGAUCUUUGGUUGAAGGAGCCGUGGUCCAUUUGCCUGUCGUACACCAUCUCAGACAAAGUGAUGAAACGGCGUGAACUUGCUGAUGCGGUUUGGAGUACGCGUGAGCCGUGGUUGCAGACCCACGUGUUUCACGUCGUGUCAGAUUAACCGUCGAUGGAGGCGAUUGGAAAAUGACAACUGUCCCUGAAGUGUUCCUGGACUGACGGAAUGCAGGUCAAUCCAGGAUCACAUCUGAAAUACAUUACAAUCACGAUCAACGCAGCCGCCGUCUGCCCCCCAGUUUACCCGUGAUAUUAUUAUCACUAACAAUGCUCACGCUUGGAGGACGACCGCAAAAGCUUGUGUGUUUGUCCAUCAGAGAAAAGACUGCAAUUUUUUUUAUUUUUAAGUCAAGGGCAGAAAUUUGAAUCCUUCAGAUAACGUUGUUAAGCACUGACCUCCUCACAGUCACUGUCGCUUGUGUGUCGACGUGUCCCCUGUGUGUGACCUCUGUGCUGAUGAUGUGCGACGGGAUGUUGUAUGUGAGUGUGGGACACGUGUGAAAGAAUCUUUUUCCGAUGGAGAAGCACCGGCAUUGGGUCAAAAUGUAUCGCUGAUGUCACUUGGUGUAAAAUAGAAGCUGAAUCUUCUUCAAUUCUUUAAAAAAUAAAAAAAUAAAAGAGAUUUUAUUGAACAGA
This is a messenger RNA of Scophthalmus maximus (turbot), 6451 nucleotides long. It is a transcript of the gene man1b1b, whose product is annotated as mannosidase, alpha, class 1B, member 1b. Gene Ontology annotation, cellular component: membrane; endoplasmic reticulum. Gene Ontology annotation, biological process: carbohydrate metabolic process; N-glycan processing. Gene Ontology annotation, molecular function: mannosyl-oligosaccharide 1,2-alpha-mannosidase activity; calcium ion binding. The record is from RefSeq and is a predicted model, not a curated record. The coding region runs from base 403 to 2355 and encodes 650 amino acids. The transcript is spliced from 14 exons. NCBI's taxonomy places the organism in Eukaryota, Metazoa, Chordata, Actinopteri, Pleuronectiformes, Scophthalmidae.